AGGGUCGGGAAGGGAGGACAGUCCUGAGCAAUGUUGCAGGAUGGCCUCCCGAAACUGCGGGAAGACGUUGACUCUCAGAAGUCUGUGAAUAGCAGAGAUGUUCUGGGAGUUCCAACAUGGCUGAGCAUGACAUGGCCAUUGCUGUGUCCUCUGGUCGCCAUGUGUGUCUAUGGACCGACCAUCCGGCAUUCGCCCACCAUGAUGCUCACGAUCUUUGUGGCCAUGGCUUUGCCUAGAAACAGCCGCCUCGGGGGGCGAAUGAUCAAGAAGGCCAUGGCGCCACCAAUGGCGACCGAGACGCUCGAGGGCUUCUCGAACUUCUCAAAGAAAGCUCGUUGGCAUUUGCAGAGACGUCGCUUGUACGUAAAGUGGGCGGCAGACCGAGUCGACAAAGAACUCCACUGUGCAUGGCGCUCAGUUUUGCCGUUGUCCCCUCGCCAAGAAAUUGCGCAAGCGGUUGGAGGGGAGAGCCGCGGCUUGCUGUGCUAUCACGCUGCGGCUUCAGCAGGCUUCCUGCUGCCGCCCGAAGUGGUCUCAUGCAGCUAUUUGCCUGAGCCAGGGCUUCGCGCACACUGUGUCCGCUUGCUGCGCGAACAGUGGGAAAGUGAAGCCAGACACUUGGCAUCCAUCCCAGAGGAGGGUGCUCGAAGUGCUUGGUGGGGCUUCGACAUCGGCCUCGAAGAAUAGGCCUAUGUCCUUUUGGUGCUUUUCUGAGUGGAGCUAAUUCGGAGGCUGGUCGUGGAUCGAUGACCUAGCCAGUCCUUUUUGGAGGCGAUGCACGCUUUUUGAUGAUCAGAUUGAGGUGCGUAGCCACAAACACAAAGGCCACACAGUACAGCAGCGGCAUAGGCCGCUGUGAAAAGCCAUUGCUAAAGUAGGUUCCAGAUGCUCAACUAUGUGUCUAAAGCUCCUUUGGCCAUCACAUUUAGCAGCUGA
This is a messenger RNA of Durusdinium trenchii, 936 nucleotides long. The record is from the annotation of a GenBank genome assembly. Lineage: Eukaryota; Dinophyceae; Suessiales; Symbiodiniaceae.